Molecule: messenger RNA, 911 nt
Organism: Capsella rubella
Lineage: Eukaryota; Viridiplantae; Streptophyta; Magnoliopsida; Brassicales; Brassicaceae
Product: bidirectional sugar transporter SWEET4
Exons: 6
Coding region: 77-835 (252 amino acids)
Biological process (GO): carbohydrate transport
Cellular component (GO): membrane
Molecular function (GO): sugar transmembrane transporter activity
Source: RefSeq, a predicted model, not a curated record
UUUAACAUACCAAGUUACAUAUAUAUAUCUCUCUCUUUCUUCUUUGUUCUUGUUCGGAUCUUGCUUGAGGUGAGAAAUGGUUAACGCGACGGUUGCUAGAAACAUUGCAGGCAUUUGUGGAAAUGUCAUCUCCUUGUUCUUGUUCUUAUCUCCCAUACCUACGUUCAUAACGAUAUACAAGAAGAAGAAGGUGGAGGAGUACAAAGCUGACCCGUACUUAGCCACGGUGCUAAAUUGUGCACUAUGGGUCUUUUAUGGCUUACCAGUGGUUCAUCCAGAUAGUCUUCUUGUGAUAACCAUUAAUGCUACUGGUUUGGCCAUUGAGCUUUUCUACCUCGCUAUGUUCUUUUACUUUUCUCCAACCACUCGCAAGGUUAAAGUUGGGCUAUGGUUAAUAGGAGAGAUGGUGUUUGUAGGAAUAGUAGCCACAUGCACAUUGCUAUUGUUCCACACACAUAACCAGAGAUCUUCUUUUGUUGGAAUCCUUUGUGUCAUUUUUGUUAGCCUCAUGUAUAUUGCUCCUCUCACCAUCAUGAGUAAGGUGAUCAAGACAAAAAGUGUGAAGUACAUGCCAUUUUCUCUAUCACUUGCCAACUUUCUAAACGGUGUCGUUUGGGUUAUCUAUGCACUUAUUAAACUCGACCUUUUCAUUUUGAUUGGGAAUGGACUUGGAACAGUAUCAGGAUUAGUACAACUUAUACUCUAUGCUUGUUAUUACAAGACAACACCAAAAGAUGAUGAAGAAGAUGAAGAUGAGGAGAAUCUUUCUAAGGCUAAUAACUCUCAGUUACAACUUAGUGGCAACCAUGGACAAGCCAAACGAGUUUCUGCUUGAUUAUAUGUUUUCGAUUAAUGAGGAUGUGAAAUUUAGUUUUAUCUCUUUUUUAUUAAUGUCUAUUUUCAAGUUUUUU